Messenger RNA from Frieseomelitta varia, 2624 nucleotides. RefSeq names its product locomotion-related protein Hikaru genki (gene hig). Bases 373 to 1842 code for a protein of 489 amino acids. The transcript is spliced from 11 exons. The record is from RefSeq and is a predicted model, not a curated record. NCBI's taxonomy places the organism in Eukaryota, Metazoa, Arthropoda, Insecta, Hymenoptera, Apidae.
UGCGCCUUUGCGAGUAAGGCGUACUGGCGUAGCUGAAGUACCUUGUAACGUCUCAGCCCGCAAUUCCGCGAGUGGUGAAAUUCCGCAUCGUUUACGAACGUUAGCGAUGAAGGUAGUGGUGACGUUGGCUCUUUGCGGAUUGUGCGUGCAUUUCUUUAGUCGGUUGACUCAUCUUCGAAACUGACGUUGAAUCUUUGUCGUCUGUCUACACGUAUGUACAAUUUGCUAUGCAUAUGAAACAAAAUGUCGAAAAACAAGAUCAACGAUUUUCCGAGUUUUUACAAAAAUUCCAACCAUUUUCGAUGCAAAAUUAUCAUCGAAAUCAAGUUCCAGUGUAGUGACUCGUAUAAUAAAUUGUCGUUUUGAUAUGCGAUGAUAACCAACAGUAUGUCCAUCGAGAAAGAAGAAACAAAGAAGUUUUUUAAAAGUGCAUACCGCAUGAAACUGACAACAGCAGUUUAUGUUUUAUUACUUGGGCUUGUAACGACAGUUACUUUUUGCACAGCGAAACAACUAGAUACCAACGGAUUUCAAAGAGGUUGCAAACUUGAAGGAUUACAUCCAUUUUUGAUUGUUACCUACAAAAAUAUCACAAUAUCUGUAGACAAGAUCACUGUACCACACGGGGAACAAGUGACGGUAAGAUGCAGAGAACUUGGAAGAUACAAGCUCGUCGGUGAUUCUCUGUUGCAUUGUCGUAAUGCAAGUUGGAGUGGAAAACUACCUUCUUGUACUCCAACGACAGCGAUUUCAAAUUACACCGAGGAUGUACCGCCAACGAUCGUGUUUGGAUUACCGGCGGGUUCAGCUACCGUCGAGCCAUCCGGUGCUCUCGCCGUUUUCCCCGGAAGUAUCCUUCACCUGGAAUGCCUAUUCGCUAGGAAACUUGGUAAUCCCGAAUGGACUUGGACUUCGACGUUUCGCCAAUACUUGACUGGAUGGGCGAUUGCUGCUCGUGAGAGAGACUGGAAGUAUCGAUUAUCGAUAUAUUAUGCGAAAAUACAAGAUUCAGGCAUUUACACGUGUUCUACACCUCGUGGAUUAUCCAACUCCAUACGUGUCCACGUUGUAGACGUUCAGUGUCCUGUUUUGAAUCUACCUGAACCACCGUUAAUUGGCAAAAUCGAAGGUGCGCGUAUGGGUCAUGGAGCAACGUUCGAAUGCCCUGUUGGGUUUGAAUUGGAAGGCGCGGCUGGUAUAACGUGUCAAUAUAAUGGUAAAUGGUCGGCCGAAAUGCCGCAAUGCAAAACGAUCAAAUGCCCAUCUAUAAACGCAACCGAUACACGAUUGGAACUUCUCGAACACAAUAACACCUUUGGAGGUAGAGCAGUAUUUGCUUGCAUGUGGGGUCAUCAAUUAUUAGGGUCGCAGAACAUAGAGUGUCAAGGUGAUGGUUCAUGGAGCGGCAGUAUGCCUAGUUGCGUAGAAAUCAUCUGUCCCACUCCGUUGAUACCAAAGAGUGGUCGUAUUAUGGAACAAACAAAUCAUCAUAAUUCAGCAAGAAAGCAACAUCAAACACGCAUGUACAAAGUAGGCGCACUUGUUAGGUUUGCUUGCUUACCUGGUCAUCAAUUGUUAGGUGAGGCUUCGGUAAUAUGCACAGAGAACGGAACAUGGUCUCACCCGCCACCGGUUUGUAAAGUGAGAUGUCCUUACCCGGGUGAUCCGCCUCACGGACGAAUCGCACCUCUUAAAUUUUGGUACAAACCAGGUGACAAUAUACAGGUAACUUGUUCGCCAGGAUAUGUAACACCAUUGGAACCUGUAAGGAAGCCAACUUGCCGAGAAAAUGGAAUAUGGAGUGCACCACCACCCCCUUGUAGGUCGUAUAAAGAUGUUUAGAGAGAAAAAGAAUUGUUCAAAGAAAUCUUAUCGAUAAUAGCAUAUCGUAUAAUUACGUUACCGUUGUAAGACGCAUAUUAAGUACGAGUAUCUAUAAGGCACGAUUGAAUACCAAUUCCAUAUCGCUCGAUUAAUGAAUUAUGCGGCGAUUUAAAUGAUUCUAUUGAAAACAUGUAUGAUUUAGAGCCCAAACUGGCACAUGUUUGAUUAAAGACUAAAUGACACAUAUCAACGAAGCAUGAUCGAAUUUGUAUGUAUUUGAAAUGGUUAAUCGCCUAACCAAUCGUUUUUAUGUAUAUCACAGUUGGUGAUGUAUACAAUAUUUGAUGCGAUACCCAAACUUUUCAUCAGACUGGUUAGCCACGGUUGAUAUAUAUAUGUAUGCAGAUACCUAAUGAAAUCGGACAUUUUUUUACUAAUAAAGUAUCAUUAUGAUACAGAUUACGAAAUUAGGAAAACAAGAGGAACAACGAUUGUCAUUUAAAAGCAAGUGUAAUAAAAAGAGGAAAGAAUGAGAGUGAAAGAGAGAGAGUGAAAGUGAGAGAGAGAGAGCGCGCUUAAAAUAAGGAACAGAAUGCAGAGACGACAAAGAUGCUAGAGAAAGAAGAAUGAGGAAAAAAGGGGAGAGAAUGUACGUUGAUAAUACAUGUGCAAUAAGUUUGAAUGCGACAUAGAUUGUACAAUGCCUAAUUCUAACUCUUAGAAGUAUAUAGAAUUUCACAUUUUCCCUUUGUAUGUGAUACGUCUUUGUAUGUAAAAUAAAAUUACGUUAUUCUCUAAGA